CUGGAGGAAGCCACGCCCAGGGCCGAGGAGCGAGCAAGGCCAGCGCUGAGCCUUAGAGCCCGAGGAACGCCAGCCAGACCCCUCAGCUGGGGAAGGCGGGCUGCAAGGCUGACAGGGCGGAGGCAGGCGCCCGGCGGCAGAGCCCAGCUGCCAUCUGCAGGGCGCCCGCGCCUCUCUCUUUCUUUUUUGCUUUCUUUCCCAUCUUCUGUUUCAUAAUCACUUUCCUUCCUUCCUUCCUUCCUUCUCUCCCUCCUUUUCUUUCUUUCUUUCUUUCUUUCUUUCUUUCUUUCUUUCUUAUCUUUUGCUUCAUAAUCACUUUUCCACUUUCCUUCCUUCCUUCCCUCCCUCUCUCCCUCCUUUUCUUUCUUUCUUUCUUUCUUUCUUUCUUUCUUUCUUUCUUAUCUUUUGCUUCAUAAUCACUUUCCUUCCUUCCCUCCCUCUCUCCCUCCUUUCCUUCCUUCCUUCCUUUCUCCAUCUUCUCUUUCAUAAUCACUAGUCUGUCUUUCUUUCUUUCUUUCUUUCUUUCUUUCUUUCUUUCUUUCUUUCCCAUCUUCUGUUUCAUAAUCACUUUUCCACUUUCCUUUCUUCCUUCCUUCCCUCUCUCCUUUCCUUCCUUCCUCCAUCUUUUCUUUCAUAAUCACUAGUCUUUCUUUCUUUCUUUCUUUCUUUCUUUCUUCUCAUCUUGUUUCGUAAUCACUUUUCCACUUUCCUUUCUUCCUUCCCUCCUUUUCUUUCUUUCUUUCCUCUCUCUCUCUCUUUCUUAUCUUUUGUUUCAUAAUCACUUUUCCACCUUCCUUCCUUCCCUCUCUCCUUUCCUUCCUUCCUUCCUUUCUCCAUCUUCUCUUUCAUAAUCACUAGUCUUUCUUUCUUUCUCUUUCUUUCUUUCUCUUUCUUUCUUUCUCAUCUUGUUUCGUAAUCACUUUUCCACUUUCCUCCCUCCCUCCUUUCCUUCCCUCCUUUCCUUCCCUCCUUUCCUUCCUUCCUCCCUCCCUUCCUUUCUCCAUCUUCUGUUUUAUAACCACUCUUCCUUUUCCAUUAAUACCUGACUUUCCCUCCGUCUUUUAUUUGUUCCAUCACCAGUUAGAUUUCCUUCCUUCCCACGAUCAAUGUCAUCCGUUCAGUUUCUUUUCCUUCCUUCCAUUCCAGCAGUUCGGUCCCUUCUCUCCUCUCCCUUCCUUUUUUCUUCCAUCCCUUCCACUGCUGCCUCUCCUGGUCCUGCCCCUUGGCUGGCUUUAUUUCCUCCUUUCCCUCUCUGUUCCUUUGGUCUGAAGGAAAACCAACGGACAUCCCAAACAAACCGGCCACUUGGGUUUGGUCCAUGAAUCCAGCCUGCUAUGGAACCAGCCACCCCCUGACACGGCAUCUCCAAACAGCUCCUUCUUUCAUCAGCAGAAUGGUGAUCAGAGAGCAAUGUUGCAGAACACGGGCGCAUGCUGAGGAAGGAGGGCCUGCCUCGACGUGCCGCCUCGCCCGCCUCGUGUCCACUGCCUUCAGGAGAGCGCCCAAGGGCAGACGAUGGCCAUCAGGGAACUGGAGUCACAUCUCUUCGCAUAGGUGGCGGCUCAGAGAGAGAGAAAUGUUGGGGCAGACCCCGCUAGCCUGGUCCAACGCACCCCACGCCACAAGGAGCCUUGCCGUGCACUAUGGCAACAGCCUGGAGACUUUUGACUUGGACUCUGGUCUCCGCAGUGGCUAUCGGCAACUUUCCUGCGUACACUUUUCACUCUCAAGAGGAGUUCCUCUCCAGCUUGGACCACUAUGAGAUCGCCUUCGCCAUCCAGGUGGACCGAAACGGUGACUUCCUCACCUUCGACAUGACAAGCCAACGCAAACGGAGGUCCCGGCGCGGAGCCGGUCCGUUGCCCUACGAGCCGCCUGAGCAGCAGGUCUUCUACAAGGUAUCCGCCCACCGGACCCAGUUCCUCCUCAACCUGACGCUGCACGCCAAGCUCCUGGCUGAGCACUUCCGGGUGGAGUACUGGAAACGCGGCGGCGUCGACCAGCAACACGAGUUCCACGAGGACUGUCAUUACGCCGGCCACCUGCAAGACCAGUACCUGAGCUCCAAAGUCGCCAUCAGCAACUGCAACGGACUGCACGGCGUGAUCAUAGCAGAUGACGAGGAGUAUUUCAUCGAACCACUGAGCCCUGGUGCCAACAUUAGUGGUGAUGGAGAGAGUGAAGGAAGCCCCCAUGUGGUGUACAAGCGAUCCUCACUCCAGCACCCACACAUGGACGCUGCCUGUGGUGUGUUAGAUGAGAAGCCCUGGAAAGGCAGGCCGUGGUGGCUGCAGGCGCUAAACCCUUCCCCUCCGAAGACCCUCGCCAACCUGACACAACGAGGGCAGCUCCCGCUGAAGAGGUCAGUCAGCACGGAGCGUUACGUGGAGACCCUCGUGGUGGCCGACAAGAUGAUGGUGGGCUACCAUGGCCGGCGGGACAUCGAGCAGUACAUCUUGGCGAUCAUGAACAUUGUUGCUAAACUUUUCCAAGACUCAAGUCUGGGCAAUAUUGUGAACAUUCUCGUGACCCGUCUCAUCCUGCUGACCGAGGAUCAGCCUACAUUGGAGAUCAACCACCAUGCUGGGAAGUCCCUCGACAGCUUUUGCAAAUGGCAGAAAUCCAUCGUGAACCGCAACGGGAAUGGGAACGCCAUUCCAGAGAAUGGCAUCGCCAACCACGAUACCGCCGUUUUGAUCACGAGGUACGAUAUUUGCAUCUACAAAAAUAAACCAUGCGGCACUUUAGGGUUGGCUCCAGUCGGCGGGAUGUGUGAGCGCGAGAGAAGUUGCAGCAUCAAUGAAGAUCUGGGCUUGGCCACAGCCUUCACGAUCGCCCAUGAGAUCGGUCACACCUUCGGCAUGAACCACGAUGGAGUCGGAAACAGCUGUGGCUCUCGGGGGCAGGAGACGGCCAAGCUAAUGGCAGCCCACAUCACCAUGAAGACCAACCCCUUCGUGUGGUCCACGUGCAGCCGUGAUUAUAUAACCAGCUUCCUGGACUCCGGGAUGGGUCUGUGUCUGAACAAUCCUCCACCCAAGCAAGAUUUUGUCUACCCAACGGUGGCUCCGGGCCAGGCCUACGACGCGGACGAGCAGUGCCGUUUUCAGUACGGAGUCAAAUCUCGCCAGUGUAAAUAUGGGGAAGUUUGCAAUGAGUUGUGGUGUCUCAGCAAGAGCAACCGCUGCAUCACCAACAGCAUCCCAGCCGCAGAGGGGACCAUCUGCCAGACGAACACCAUCGACAAGGGGUGGUGUUACAAGAGGGAAUGUGUGCCAUUCGGCACCCGACCUGAGGGUGUGGACGGGGCAUGGGGGACCUGGUCAUCAUGGGGAGAGUGCAGCCGGACGUGUGGAGGAGGCGUCUCCUCGUCUGUCCGCCACUGUGACAGCCCACGGCCAACCAUCGGAGGGAAAUACUGUCUGGGCGAACGGAAGCGAUAUCGGUCUUGCAACACAGAUGACUGUCCCCCUGACUCUCAGGACUUCAGGGAGCUUCAGUGUGCAGAAUUUGACAACAUCCCCUUCCGAGGCAAAUAUUACACCUGGAAGACGUACCGAGGAGGAGGUGUCAAAUCCUGCUCGCUCAACUGCCUGGCCGAAGGUUUUAACUUCUACACAGAGAGGGCGGCAGCUGUGGUGGACGGCACCCCCUGCCGCCAGGACUCCAACGACAUCUGCGUUGCCGGCGAAUGCAAGCACGUGGGCUGUGAUCGAAUCCUGGGCUCAGACACCAAGGAGGACAAGUGCCGGGUGUGUGGGGGAGACGGGACCUCCUGCGAAACCAUCGAAGGACUCUUCAACCACUCUCUGCCAGACGGAGGCUAUGAGGAAGUGGUCUGGAUCCCCAAAGGAUCGGUGCAUAUUGACAUCCGGGAACUCAACUUUUCUCUAAAUUAUCUUGCUCUGAGAGGGGAGAAUGACGAAUACUUCAUCAAUGGGAAACUCUCCAUCGACCCUCCACGGCGCUUUGAUGUUGCUGGGACCACGUUCCACUACCGGCGCUCUCCGGACGAGCCGGAAUCACUGGAGGCCCUCGGUCCAACCAAUGUCACCCUCAUCGUCAUGGUUCUUGUGCGGGAACAGCUGCAGAGGAUUCGGUACAAGUUCAACGCACCCAUCACCCGAAGCUCCGUGACCCAGUAUUUAUGGCACUAUAUCUCGUGGACGAAAUGUUCGGCUCUUUGUGCUGGAGGCAGUCAAGUCCAGUCGGUUGUAUGCAAGAACCAAGCAGACAGCUCUACCGUCUUCAGCCAUUUCUGCAGCCCCGAAACCAAACUCCCGGAGAGGCAGAGGCUGUGUAACACUGAACCCUGCCCGCCCAACUGGGUGAUUGGGAACUGGUCCGAGUGCAGCCGCAGUUGCAACCAGGGAGUGCGCACCCGGAGCGUGACCUGCCGGCGCAAGGUCUCCGGCACUGAGGAGAAGACCCUGGACGACUCCUUCUGCAGCCUCCCGCGUCCCCGCGUGCUGGAACCCUGUAAUAACCAGACAUGCCCCCCCGAAUGGGCUGCCCUGGAUUGGUCCGAGUGCACUCCAAAUUGUGGGCCCGGCUUCCGCCACCGGAUUGUCCUGUGCAAAAGCGGCGACCACAGCUCGACCGUGCCGACCUCCCAGUGCCCCGAGAGCUCCAAGCCCCCCACCAGCAUGAGGUGCAGCCUCCGGCGCUGCCCGCCCCCACGAAACCGAUCUGGAGUCAGGAUAGAGAAGUGCUCGGGGCAGUGCAGCUUUGGCCAACAGAAGCGUUCGGUGCAAUGCGUCACCCACACAGGGCUGCCUUCUGGCGAGUGCGUGGAGACUCUGAAACCUGCCGCCACGCAGCAGUGCGAGAACACGUGUGACUCCAGACCCACAGAGAACCCUGAAGAAUGCAAAGAUGUGAACAAGGUCGCCUACUGCCCCUUGGUGCUGAAGUUCAAAUUCUGCAGCCGGCCCUACUUCCGACAGAUGUGCUGUAAAACCUGCCAGGGGCGUUAAACCAGGGCGGGCGUCCUCUCGGCACCGCGAGAAGACUGGAAGGCUCCCGCGAGGGGCAGCCGCCCCAUUCCCCCCCACCGCUGCCCCUUGCCACCUUCUCCCCUGGCAUCACCGAUGACUUCAAAACAAGCACCGCGAGCCGUGCCUCUGGUCCUUAGGAUGCAGCAUGAAACCACUGCAGAAGUGUGCACCCCGUCAGGGGUUGGGCAGUGGGGCACAGCAAAAAUGGGUGGUGUGCCGUGGGCAGAGGUGGGGAGAGCCGGUCCCGGUGCAGCUGAGUGCAUUACUUGAAACUCUGACAUUUUUAUUUAUUUUAGUAGCACAGCCGGGGACCGUGACCACCAGCCCUGCUACGGCCCGACUCUCACCCCCAGCCCCCACUGGGCUGAAAGGAGUCCAUGCAAGUCACCGGCAACCCAAAGUCACCCUUUUCAGAUCCUCUCCUCAUGGGAACGCCAGUUCUGUCCCCCAGAUCUUCCUGCACUCAUUGAGAUCCUCCUUUGGGGGUGUCAUGGACCUUAUGGGGAAAGGGGAUUUGGUUUUAAGAGUGGGAGGUGGGACGGAAAGAAAUUUUCCUAGCUGCAACAUAAUGGUGGAGGAGGGAGGAGGGGAAGUGGCAAUUCCUGUUCUUUCUGGAGGUUUUAAACCAAGAAAACACGUGUGGUAUGCGCACGUUUGAAGCUUUCCGGCAUAGGUAAGGAGACUCGUGGAUCUUCGGAAGUUUUGAAGCUCUGAAAUCAAAAGUACAACUUCCUCCACAUCUGAUGCACGCCAAAUAGGAGUGCCGGUGCUCUGGAGAGCCAAUGUGUUUAUGGAGCAUGAAUGCCAGCAGGCAAAGUUUUUUCCUCAUUUGCAUCCCAGAAGUUCGGCCAUGUCUUGAAAUUAGAUUUCCGGGGUGCACAUUUCGAUAUUUCCCCCCCCCCCCGUGGGUCCUCCCCUGCCUGUUAAGCCUCUCUGUUUCUGGAUAUCAAUAAUAAUUUGGUGCUAUUUUUGUCAUUGUUAUAACUCUAGCUUUGUUUUAUUUCUGAUGAAAAAGGUGGAGUUUUUCCUGUCUUGGAAGAUUCCCCAUUUAUUUGGAUGAUGGAUGAUGUAAAGAUAUAUCUACCAGGGAUGAUUUUUGUGGAGUGAUAUCACAAAGACGUACAUGUGGCGGAAACCUUGAAUUAUUGUCUUUGCUGCUUUUUCAGGGAUGUUCCUUCCCAAGGGGAUUCUGGCUUGGUUCCUGUUUGCUGGGUCUUACCUGGAAAAUGUCCCUCAAAGAUCAGCUGUUAGGGUUCAAAUCCCUUUCCCCCUCUCUUCAAAAUGCCCCCUGACCACUCACAUGUCUAUGAAUGUUGCUAGUUCCUUUGGAACAAUUUUCACUUCCCUCGGAAUUUCACCUGAGGAAGAAACACGAAAUCUGGUUUGAAUUUCACUUUAGGUGCUACCCAGCGACAAUCUAGAAAUGUAGCCGAUUGUCUCCCGGCCAUGCAUCUAUUAAGCAUCGAAAAUUCUUUGGCUUCUCUUGUGUUUCUUUGGAUGUUCUGCCUGAGAAGGAAACCUUCAAAGCCACUUUAAAUUUCCCUUUAGGCGGAAUUUCGGUCUUGGUUCUCCUCUUGAUACAGCUGUCGGGCAAGGAGACAAGUUUCUAGAUAAUCUCUCAAUGGAUUUUCUUGAUCAGCUAGCAAAAGAUAGUUUAGAUUUUUCUUUUCCUGCUCAGACAGAACGCCCUGUGCCGCAUGCUUACAGACAGCCAACGGGGACCGUUUUCACCAUUUCAUAUAUAAAUAUAUACAGAUAUAUUGUAAUAAUGUUAUUAUAGAAAUUUGUUUAAAAUCCUUUGUCCAUGAUAUGAGAGAGAGAGUGAGAGUGAGAGAGAGAGAUUACAGCAUGACUUUACAAUAAAGAAAUCCUUACCCUCCCA
Hemicordylus capensis (graceful crag lizard) is the source of this 6879-nucleotide messenger RNA. It is a transcript of the gene ADAMTS10, whose product is annotated as ADAM metallopeptidase with thrombospondin type 1 motif 10. The coding region runs from base 1644 to 4976 and encodes 1110 amino acids. Gene Ontology annotation, cellular component: extracellular matrix. NCBI's taxonomy places the organism in Eukaryota, Metazoa, Chordata, Lepidosauria, Squamata, Cordylidae. The transcript is spliced from 26 exons. The record is from RefSeq and is a predicted model, not a curated record. Gene Ontology annotation, molecular function: metalloendopeptidase activity. Gene Ontology annotation, biological process: extracellular matrix organization; proteolysis.